AUGACGACGAUGGUUACGGCCGGUACCCCGCUCGCGGAGGCGUUGGCAAAUGCGAUUCAACCAAAGCUGGUCGAAAUGGGAUGGAGCUCCGACAGUGGGGAUGACUCGGCGUUGAUCGAAUAUGUGGUUCUGAUGCUGGUCAACGGCAAGACCCAGGAACAGAUUGCCGAAGAACUAUCAAAUGAUCUGCUCGGUCUGGGCGAGGGCGAUACGCAGGCGCUGGAUUUCUCAAGAUGGCUUUUUGAACAGGUCGACUUCUUGAACCAACAGAUUAACGGGGAAGGUGUACCGACAACGACAGAGGCGGACUCCAUGCAGACAAUCCCCUCCUUCGGUGACCAAACCGCGUCUCUACCUUCGCAGCCGAUGUCACAAGACGGUGUACUGGAUGCGGAUAUGAGCAUGGGCGAUGGUGGGGCCGCGAACGAUGCGAUACCCACAGGACCUAAAGCAAUGCGCAACGGUCGCCACGGGGGACGAGGCAGAAUGCUCAACCAGAUCAACCGAGCGAUGGACCGUGCCGACGGCCCUCUACACCGUAUACGGGGCCAGUCGGGCGCCGGCGCCGGCCGAAUCAAUGCUCAUGGCAGAGAUCAUCCGAAGGGGCGCUUCCAGAACGGCGGCGGUAGAAUGGGUGGCGGGCGUCAAAUGGGUGGAAUGGGCAUGAACCCGAACCAAAUGGCAGCCGCCGGGAACAUGAUGAACAUGCCGGCGAACGAUCAGAUGCACCUGAUGUCUCUUCUCGAGGAACAGGCGCGCAUGAUGGCUCAAUUCAUGCCUGGAUUUGUCUCUCCGGCGAUCAAUCCGGCCUUCCAACCCAACGCCCCCCAACAAGGUCGCUCUCUUUUCGACCGUGUCGAGCGCCAGCAAGGCCGCCGACCGCAGGGAUUCUCUAACAACCGACGCGAGAAGAACGCUGACGUCGAUAUGGAUAUGAAACCCGACCAAGCACAGGACGGCGAACUGGAUGAGAACAACACCAACAACGUCUGCCGCUUCAACCUCCGAUGCACCCGGAAAGACUGCCCCUUCGCACAUCAAUCACCCGCCGCUCCCGAGGGAACUCCCGUGGAUAUCUCCGAUAACUGCUCGUACGGCGCAGCUUGCAAGAACCGGAAGUGCACAGGCCGACACCCGUCACCAGCUGUUAAGUCGGCACACCAGGCUGAAGCGCUUUGCAAGUUCUUCCCGCAUUGUGCCAAUCCUCAUUGCCACUUCAAACACCCCGAAAUGCCACUGUGUCGCAACGGGGCCGACUGCUCCGUGUCUGGUUGCAAGUUUACCCACGUUCAAACCCCAUGCAAGUUUAACCCGUGUCUCAACCCCAGUUGCCCCUACCGUCAUGAAGAGGGCCAACGGGGGUCGUUCCAUGACAAAGUGUGGACGCCCGGCGAGGAAAAGCCCCAUGUUAGCGAGAGGAAGUUCGUGGCCGAUGAGGGCGGCGCGGAGGAAUUGAUCAAGCCCGAAGGUCCCACGGAGGGCUCCUCGCAAACCCAAGAGAUCUUAACGUGA
This is a messenger RNA of Aspergillus affinis, 1512 nucleotides long. RefSeq names its product mRNA-binding protein NAB2. Bases 1 to 1512 code for a protein of 503 amino acids. Gene Ontology annotation, cellular component: cytoplasm; nucleus. The transcript is spliced from 2 exons. The record is from RefSeq and is a predicted model, not a curated record. Gene Ontology annotation, biological process: regulation of mRNA stability. Gene Ontology annotation, molecular function: poly(A) binding. Lineage: Eukaryota; Fungi; Ascomycota; Eurotiomycetes; Eurotiales; Aspergillaceae.